AGUAAACAAACUUUGUUGGUAAUCAAUUGGCAGUUUCAGAUACAAUGCAAUAUUUUUGCAUUUUAUGUUUAUUCCAGUUCGAAGUCAAAUGAAACAUGUUUAUGUAUAAACUUCUAUGGUAGAAUUGUGAAAUGAGAGUUAUGACAAAUCAUAUUCAGUUUUUUUAGUUGCCUAGUUGUAACCAACCGACAAUCGACCGCCUGAUUUGAUCCCAACGCAAAGUCAUGGAACCAGAGCGAACCAUGUGUCGAUUAUGCCUCAAAACAUCAAAGCCUGCAUCGAUGAUUCUGUUGAAUGAUAACGAGAACUUCGUCAGCGCAAUUCGUCAAAUCGCAAAUGUGGAGGUGAUUGUACGACCGGAUCACGCUGUUCACAUGUGUCACAGCUGCCAUUCGUUACUUGAGCAAUGUGUGGAGUUCCGCCAGAGCUGCAUUGAUAAUGACAGUAUUUUCCGGAAGAUGUAUUCUGAAGCCAACACAGAGCACGUCAAACCGGAAGAAUCCCUGCCAACAGACGCGGUUGUAAAACUCGAAGGAAAGGAUAAAAAUAUUUCGUCUGACUACAAUAACGUUUCCACAGAGUCAGAAGACAUAAAUCACACCGGGAGUGAUAACAAUAAUGAGGAAUCUGGUAAAGAGCGACUGGCGGAACAAAAACGACGAAAGAGAAAAUGCAAAACGGAUAAUGCUUCGGAUACACAGAAAACGCGAUACAAAUCUCGGAAGGAUGCGCGUAAAGUCCAAUGUCAAUAUUGCGGCGUUAUGAUUGUUCACUAUAAUCUCGCUAAGCAUCAGGAGAUUCACAACCCGGAUCGACCCAAGUUUUGCUGUCCCCAGUGUCCAAAAUUCUACACCGAUACAAGAAAGCUGAAGCUACACAUAAACGCAACGCAUACGCGCGAUAAAUUAUACGCUUGUGACCGUUGUGGCAAGGUUUACGGACGGCCCGCUUCACUGAGAGAACAUUACAUCGCUUCACACACCGAUAUCAAGCGAUAUGAGUGCAAAUUAUGUGGACAAAAGUUUGCCCGGGCGGCAAUGCGGACUCACCAUUACAAGAUUAUGCAUACAACCAAUCGACCAUGGGCUUGCGAAUAUUGCGACAAAACGUUCAAACUAAAGGGUGACUGGACGAUCCACACGAGGACACAUACAGGCGAAAAACCGUUCAAAUGCGAUAUUUGUUACAAAACCUUCAACAAGAGCUACAAUGUGGUGAUUCACAAGAAAUCACAUAGAAACGAUAAGAAAGACAGUCCCAAUAAAUCGCUGGAAAUAUCGUAG
Messenger RNA from Toxorhynchites rutilus septentrionalis, 1283 nucleotides. Its product is annotated as zinc finger protein 37-like. Gene Ontology annotation, biological process: regulation of transcription by RNA polymerase II. The record is from RefSeq and is a predicted model, not a curated record. NCBI's taxonomy places the organism in Eukaryota, Metazoa, Arthropoda, Insecta, Diptera, Culicidae. Gene Ontology annotation, cellular component: nucleus. The transcript has 5 exons. Gene Ontology annotation, molecular function: RNA polymerase II cis-regulatory region sequence-specific DNA binding; DNA-binding transcription factor activity; zinc ion binding. The coding region runs from base 225 to 1283 and encodes 352 amino acids.